This is a messenger RNA of Schistocerca nitens (vagrant locust), 765 nucleotides long. RefSeq lists its product as uncharacterized. The coding region runs from base 1 to 765 and encodes 254 amino acids. NCBI's taxonomy places the organism in Eukaryota, Metazoa, Arthropoda, Insecta, Orthoptera, Acrididae. The transcript has 2 exons. The record is from RefSeq and is a predicted model, not a curated record.
AUGACUUUUAUACUUUUUCCAAUGACUCGGAUGAUACUGAUUUGUUUUGAAAAACAAAUGAAGUUCAGAGUUCAAAAUAAAGAUUUAGUAAUGGCUAAAAUUGUUUGGAGAUGGAAAUCAAAUAUAAUAAAGCUAAUGGAGUUCAAGAGAACUACUGAUCAGUUACUGAAAAGGUUCAGUAUGAUAGACUGUGAAACUGUAAAGACUUAUAUUGUGACAAAACUUGAUUUUAUAAAUGAAAAAGAAACUAAUACUGAUAAUGUAUCUUAUCAAGCCCUAAUAGGUAGCUUACUGUAUUUAUCAGCAAUUACAAGACAUGAUAUCUCUUUCAGUGGGAGCCAGUUCAAUAAUUCUUGUACUGAAAAACAUUGGAUAUGUGCUAAGCGAAUUUUGAAAUAUCUGAAGGAAACUAAGAAUUAUUUCCUAAAGUUUAGGAAAGGAGAUUUAGAAUUAUGUGGUAAUGUAGAUGCAGAUUGGGCAAAUUUUUCUUCAGACAGAAAAUCAUAUUCUGGUUUUGUUUUUAAGCUAUGUGUUUCUAUAGUGUCAUGGCAGAGUGUUAAGCAAAAGACUGUUGCUCUUUCUAGCACAGAGGCUGCAUAUAUGGUUCUUUCCAAAGCUUGUCGGGAGACCAUUUAUUUAAGGAAGUUUUUACAUGAACUGAUAAGCUAUAAUAAGUCUGUCACAUUGUUUAAUGGUAAUCAGAGAGCCCCGAAUUUGUCUGUUGAUCCUUCAAAUCAUGAAAGUUCAAAACACAUUGAUGUUUGA